Messenger RNA from Canis lupus familiaris (dog), 459 nucleotides. RefSeq names its product G patch domain-containing protein 4-like. The transcript has a single exon. Bases 61 to 459 code for a protein of 132 amino acids. The record is from RefSeq and is a predicted model, not a curated record. Lineage: Eukaryota; Metazoa; Chordata; Mammalia; Carnivora; Canidae. Gene Ontology annotation, biological process: regulation of ribosome biogenesis. Gene Ontology annotation, cellular component: nucleolus. Gene Ontology annotation, molecular function: nucleic acid binding.
ACAGGAUGAUAGUGGCUUCUUCUCUGGUGAGGGCCUGAGGAUAGUGACUCUUCUCUCACCAUGAGUGCCACCCCAGAGAUCAAGAGUCAUGGGAUGAAGUUUGCUGAGGAACAGCUGCUAAAGCAUGGACGGACACAAGGCAAAGGCUUAGGCCGGAACGAGAACGGCAUCACCCAAGCCCUAAGGGUGACACUGAAGCAGGACACUCACGGGGUGGGACAUGACCCUGCCAAGGAGUUCACGGACCACUGGUGGGAUGAGCUUUUCAACAGGACUGCGGCCAGCCUGGUUGUGGAGGCUGGGCAGGAUGGAGUACGGAUAAAGCGUCUUUCGAAGGAGACAGGCCGUCGUAAUCAUCCCAAGCCCAACUUGCUGUAUCAGAAGUUUGUGAAGUUGUGGUCACAAGCAGGGAGAAGUGGCUUGCAGACAGGACCAGAAUCCGGUGCUUCAGACUCCUAA